This is a messenger RNA of Equus caballus (horse), 3948 nucleotides long. It is a transcript of the gene ADRB3, whose product is annotated as adrenoceptor beta 3. Gene Ontology annotation, biological process: adenylate cyclase-activating adrenergic receptor signaling pathway; norepinephrine-epinephrine-mediated vasodilation involved in regulation of systemic arterial blood pressure. The record is from RefSeq and is a predicted model, not a curated record. Lineage: Eukaryota; Metazoa; Chordata; Mammalia; Perissodactyla; Equidae. Gene Ontology annotation, cellular component: plasma membrane. Gene Ontology annotation, molecular function: epinephrine binding; beta3-adrenergic receptor activity.
CUUAACUACUAUGCCACGAGGCCACCCCCAUUUCAUUCAUUUCUAAUAUGUCUUUACAACAGAAGAAUUUUAAGAGAAGGGUCCUAUCUAGAAAUUUUCUAGGUGGAAAGGUGUGUGGAAGGGACAAUAUGAAGUGGGGAAGAUGGAGAAAUUGAAAUGCUCAGCAUCCCGGGCUACAUGAGCCAAAUUGAAAUUCAAAUAAGCAGGUAAUGAUAAAGACUCCUGAAAAUGGGAAAUUUCUCUAGUAGCUGAAAAGAAAAUUUAAAAAAGAUCAGAAAACUGGAGGGGCAGGGAGGGUAAGUGAAACAGAAGAAGGGCAAGUGGACAAAUGUCAUUGGAAUGAGGUCUUGGGAGAAGAGAGGAGACUGGCUGCCCUCUGUUACUUAACCUACAGUAUCUUAGGGGCCACGCUCAAGCAGUAGGGGCCAGGAGGGUCGUUUUGCUUGGGAGGGGUGCCUUUUUCUCUGACAGGUAAGGGGUGCAGGUCUUCCAUUACCCUUCCCCUAGCGUUGCUGCUGGACCUCCCAUGGAACAUGGUGCAGAGUCACAGGAAAGCAGUGCCAACCGAGCGCUGUGCUGAGUGUGGAGCUGGUCACAGCAGGAGGGGGCACAUUGUGGCUGAGAAGUUAGGGAGUCCGUUACUCCAGAUUUGGCUAAAGGAAAAGUCAGACAUUCGUCUCACUUCCCUCCCCAUGCUCCAAUCCCCCUUUUGACGCCAAGGCGAGACUAUCGGCCGCUGCCCCUUUAAGGGCAGUCACUCCUCCCCCCCACCCCAAGCGGUGGCACCCAGAGGGUGGGGGGGAGGCUUAGCGUUCUCGCCGCGCCCGGUCAACUCGAGAAGAUGGCCCAGGCCCGGGGAAUCGCUCCCACGCCCCACUACCUCCUCCCCUGAGCCGGGUGAGCUGGGAGACCCCCUUCCCUCUUUCUCUCCCGGCCCACGCGCGACGUGGGAAUGGCUCCGUGGCCUCACGGAAACAGCUCUCUGGCCUCGUGGCCGGGUGCCCCCACCCUGGUGCCCAAUACCGCCAACACCAGUGGGCUGCCAGGGAUGCCGGGGGCGGCGGCACUGGCGGGGGCGCUGUUGGUGCUGGCCACUGUGGGAGGCAACCUGCUGGUAAUCGUGGCCAUCGCCCGGACGCCGAGACUCCAGACCAUGACCAACGUGUUCGUGACUUCGCUGGCCGCGGCCGACCUGGUUGUAGGACUCCUGGUAGUGCCGCCGGGGGCCACCUUGGCGCUGACCGGCCACUGGCCCCUGGGCGCCACUGGUUGCGAGCUGUGGACUUCGGUGGACGUGCUGUGCGUGACGGCCAGCAUCGAAACCCUGUGCGCCUUGGCGGUGGACCGCUACCUGGCCGUGACCAACCCGCUGCGCUACGGCUCACUGGUCACCAAACGCCGCGCCCGGGCAGCCGUGGUCCUGGUGUGGGUCGUGUCCGCCGCGGUGUCGUUUGCGCCCAUCAUGAGCAAGUGGUGGCGCGUGGGGGCCGACGCCGAGGCGCAGCGUUGCCACUCCAAUCCGCGCUGCUGCGCCUUCGCCUCCAACAUCCCCUACGCGCUGCUCUCCUCCUCCGUCUCCUUCUACCUUCCGCUUCUUGUGAUGCUCUUCGUCUACGCGCGCGUUUUCGUCGUGGCUACGCGCCAGCUGCGCUUGCUGCGCCGGGAGCUGGGCCGCUUCCCGCCAGAGGAGUCUCCGCCGGCUCCGUCUCGCUCUCUGUCCCUCGUCCCGGCGGGGCCGUGCGCCGCGCCCGCGGGGGUGCCCUUCUACGGCCGGCGGCCCGCGCGCCUUCUGCCUCUCCGGGAACACCGGGCCCUGCGCACCCUGGGUCUCAUCAUGGGCACCUUCACUCUCUGCUGGCUGCCCUUCUUUGUGGCCAACGUGGUGCGCGCCCUCGGGGGCCCCUCCCUAGUUCCCAACCCGGCCUUCCUCGCCCUUAACUGGCUAGGCUAUGCCAACUCUGCCUUCAACCCGCUCAUCUAUUGCCGCAGCCCGGACUUCCGCAGCGCCUUCCGCCGCCUGCUGUGCCGCUGCGGCCGCUGCCCGCCCGAGGAGCACCUCGCCGCCGCCUCCGGCCCCGCGACCCCUCCGGCGCCCCUGCAGCCCUGACCAGCCCUGCGGAGUCCGGGCAGCGCCGCCGCUUGACGGGGCUUCCUGGGGAAUUUCUUAGACCUUGAAGGACAAGAAACAACACUCCAUUGAUCCAGAACCUUCGGAAAGCCUCUGGCCUCUGUUCAGAAUGAGCCCUGUGGCGUUUCCCAGCUGGAAAACUCUGCCCUCCAGAACCUGAUGACUGGGCCAUGGGAUGGGGUGGGGGAGUCCUUCCCAAGUGGGUUUUCACCAUCCCCUCUCUCUCUCUUUCUGGGAGAAGUUUUCUAAACCCCACCCCUGAACUUCACCACUACCUCAGCAGCGGAGCAUCUGAGGAUCUGGCUGUGCUCAGCUGCCCCCGAGAGCAGCCCGGCUUGCUUCGGUGGGGCACCCAUCACUUUGCUCACUGGUGUGCUGUGUGCUUAGGGUGAAGAGAGCACCCCUCGUCCCAUUCCUUCCGUCGCCCAGACCUGAUGAACCCCGGAUGCUCUCUGGGCUUGGCGGCCCAGGCUGAGAGCAGAAAGCUAGAGAAAGUCAAGGUUUGGGGUUUUGUCCCUGGCUCCCUCACUUAGGCUCUCUAAGCACCGGCCUCCCUCACUUUACGCGCAGAACAGCUCUGAUCUACCUCACAGCAGUGGCAGAAGGACUUCUUCAGGGUUCGGGGGCCUCUGGGGUUCAUAGGAAGGUGAACCGUUAGAACGGAUCCCUUCUUUUCCUUUUAAAAUCAAAUUAAUAAAAAUACUGAAUGCAGUUCACCCAUUGCCCUCUUUUCUCUCCAUUUGUUUUCUUUUCAUAAUCCACUUACUCCCUUCAUAGACCUGGCUUUUGACAGAGGCAAUAAAUUAGGACUAAUCCUUGUCCCUUUCUUCCUAAUCCUCUUGAAACAAAAAAUGAAAAGUCUGUUUGUGCGAAGGGGAGGGAGCUUGAGUAUUUCACACUCCUGCCUCCCCACCCUUUCCAAAACUUCUGGAACCCAGUUGCAAAGACAUGCUACCCGUAGGAUUUAAGCAGAGCCCCCGCGGGAGGAUUGGGUUUGCUGUGGCCAAGAUCAGGGCACGGAGAGCGUAUGUCAGCUCCCAUGCUAUAAGCCAGGGGUGGAUUUGUAAGAUCCUGUUACCAUCAGGAACCAGUUUUGCUCAUUGCUGUACGCGUGUGUGUCUGGAGGCACAGACCAUUGUUUGUGUUGGGCAAAUGUCUUGGGUUAUAAAUAUAUUCUGACGUUUCCCAUCCUUUCCAUAGCCUCUACGGUCCCACUUUCUUUCCUGGGCUUCAUAAAUCUAUAUUAUCCUCUUGAAGUAAAACUGGAGUUACAAGUUUGAGCCAGUUGAUCGUUUUUUUCCAUAUUCCAAUUUUUAUGAAACUUAUCAGGCAGUUUCCUAUGGAAAGAAAAUUUCUAUGGAAAUCACUGGGUCAUUUUGCGAGUUCUUAUUUAAACUCCAUGAGCCGCGAGCAUUGUCCAGGCUGAUUUACAGGAGAGCCAGUAAAUCACAAAAGUUUAAUGUACGGUGUGACAGCAGUAUACAAUGCAUUGGCUAGGUUCAGGGGCUCCAGAGUUAUAAAACUGCGUUCUGCCCUGAGGAUAAGCUCGGUGGAUUUCCACAUAUGGGUGUUCCCUGUGAAUUGGACCUGGCCUACACUGCACUCUUUUCUCCAGGAGCCCAGGUUUUAUUUCUUAGGAUGUUUGCAUACCAAAGAUGGCUUUCUCCUUUCCAGUCCAGAGCAGUGUGAGAUCUCUAGUGUCUGAGGUGCGGAAGGUUUCUCGGCAAGGAGUCAACUUUUGAACCCUUAGUGGAGAAGGAAGUCUUGCUUUCGCCUGGGUAUGAGGGCCUCCUCUCCCUAUCUCUGGAUAUUUUCCCAAC